AGGUAGUUAGCACCAUUUUGUAAGGAAAGGAGAGAGGGAGAAUAGGCUGGCCUCAGUUUAUAUAUACAUUUUUAAGCAUAUACUGUUUUAAUCACUGUAGCUAGCUAGUGUAGUUCGUAUUUUAGUAGUAUCCGUAAGAGCAAGGUGAAAUAAAACAUCUAGUGAGUAGUGGAUCCAGAUCUGUCGGUUGUAACUAGCUUAACGUUCGCUGCUAACGUUAACCGCUCAAGCUAAGGAGCUUGCUAGCAAAGUGAUACACGAGUAUCGGCAAAACAAGCAACGAUCAAAAGUUCCAGUGAAGUCAAAAUGAGUGCUCCCUCCUCCCAAAAAGUUGUGCUGAAAAGCACCACCAAGCAGUCCCUGAAUGAGCGGUGAGACGCGCUACGCACCCUGACAGCACUAAGCGAGGCGAAGGUCGAAAAAGUGGUACAGACGGCCCUAGUGGGCUCUACUACGGAAGGCCACUGUUGGGGACCAGACAUGGACGCUAGGCUGCCCGGGGCAGACGUGUGCGCUGCUCACUCAAAAUGCAUGCCAUAUUCACUCUUUGCUGACAUUAGAAGUUUGGAGUGCCUUUUGUGUGAGCAGCGCACACUUAGACCCAAGGAGAGAGGGUAACAGUGAUGCUUGCUUCACUACCAUGCUGAAGAACAAGGCGCCGACAGCGGUGAGUGUACGAGCUACCAUGCAGCAGCAACACAUGGCCAGUGCCCGCAACCGCCGCCUCGCCCAGCAAAUGGAGAACAGGCCCUCUGUGCAGGCUGCUCUGCACCACAAGCAGAGCCUGAAGCAGCGCCUGGGGAAGAGCAACAUCCAGGCCAGGCUGGGCCGGCCCAUCGGGGCCUUGAUGCGGGGGGGUGCUGGCGGCCGGGGAUUCGCUGUUGGAGGGAUGCGGGGGAUGACGAGAGGAGGCCUGCGAGGUCGCGGCAGAGGAGCCCUGAGGGGCGCUAUGGCUCUGAGAGGGAAUCGCCUUUCCCCAGGCAUGGGCCAGAUGCGUGGCAGAGGGGGUCCAGGCCGUGUGGCCCUCCGUAGAGGGAUGCGUCAAAGAGGUGGUCGUGGAGGUGCCUUUGGCAGAGGAGCUGGAAGAGGAGUGGGAGCCAGGGGACGAGGUGGUCUGCGUGGGCGUGGUGGCUUCGCUGGCAGGGGUGGUGGCCGCGGUCGCGGGGGUGGAAGAGGAGGCCGCGGCAGGGGAGGUGGCCCAGGAAUGACCCGCGAGCAGCUGGACAACCAGCUUGACGCCUAUAUGUCCAAGACCAAGGGCAACCUGGACGCUGAGCUGGACGCGUACAUGGCCCAGGCUGACCCAGAGGGCAUGGAGUGAACAAGGACCUCCACCGCGAGCGUAGGGACUCCUUCAAUAGGCCCACACUGAGACAGUGCUGAUAACAUGAAAGACGCAGAGAGAAGCUUGUAUAGUACUAUUACACCAAACAAAUGUAAUGAUAAAUGCACUUACGUAAACUCUGUGCACUGUCUCACAUUACAUGGAUAAAAUUUGUGAUGUGAUCACAACCUCUGCUUGAAUAUAAAACUCACAUUCACUGACGCACAUGCAUACAAACACACUUGUUCUAAAAUUGUGGGCCUAUGAAGAGAACUGUUCGAAAUUGAACUUUUUCCUGAAUGUGGACUUGACCAUUCUAUCAGUAUCAGUACAAAGUAGACUCGCACCGGCACAGUUUGAAACCUUUUUCCUGUGUGUGCAUGAAGAAUGCAAAGAUCUUUUAAACUUGAAUGGACGACACUGACCGGAGUAGACUUAAAGAACCAACAUCAUCAACGCUCCUGAAAUGCCUGCUUUUUGGACCAGAAUCUCUUGGCAGAAUCUGUUUUGAAGCUGAAUUGGGACUAUUACCGAACUUUGUGUCUAUGUCCAUAUGGUUAAAAGUGCUUUAGCUCCAUCAUGUCUAACUAGCAUCCACUUCUUAUAUUUCGUAAACCUAUUUUUUACUGCCAUGUUUUUAUGUUAGGAUUUGUAUUUAGUAGUGGAUGCUCCUUUUACUGUGUUAGCAGAAGUGUACAAGGACGUGACUCUCGGGUAGAAAAAUCAAAUGAAAAUUACAAGGGGAAUUCUAGAAAAAUCUUGUGUUUUUAUUCUAUUUAACGCCACCAUCUUAAGCUUUGCUUCUGGAGAAUUUAAAUAUGUUGCUGUCUUUGGUUGAAACUCCCCUAACAGCAUUUUAUGGAUGCUUGUCAUACCAAAUAAGCAACUACACGAGAUGCUAAAUAUUUCAAUCCAAGUUGCAAAGGUGUGCGAGUGGUCUCUUCCUCCCCCCCUGGUGUCAAUUGUAAGAAUUUGAGAUGGUCUAUAAAAAAACGGGUUGUUGUACACCACUCAUAAAGUGAGUGAAAAUGUUUUCAGAUUGUGUCCAACUGGAUGAAACUAAACUCCAAAUGCUAUGUAAUUCCCUCUCCUUCCAACUGGUUAUUGUCAUAGAAUAGAGAAUAAACGUUCAUCUUCUUUUAACAUA
Molecule: messenger RNA, 2471 nt
Organism: Oncorhynchus mykiss (rainbow trout)
Lineage: Eukaryota; Metazoa; Chordata; Actinopteri; Salmoniformes; Salmonidae
Product: chromatin target of PRMT1 protein
Source: RefSeq, a predicted model, not a curated record